This is a messenger RNA of Phymastichus coffea, 1434 nucleotides long. Its product is annotated as protein yellow-like. NCBI's taxonomy places the organism in Eukaryota, Metazoa, Arthropoda, Insecta, Hymenoptera, Eulophidae. The transcript is spliced from 3 exons. The record is from RefSeq and is a predicted model, not a curated record. The coding region runs from base 83 to 1336 and encodes 417 amino acids. Gene Ontology annotation, cellular component: extracellular region.
GUUCAAUACGGGCACUCUUGAAGUAUCAGAUAGAGGUUGUAGACAGAAGCGCUUGUAAAACUUUCAAUUGCGUGUCCGAAAAAUGUUGGCGAAAUCAGUCACAAUGUUUAGAACAAGUUGUCUCUUGGCGAGCUUAGUGCCUGUAAGCUUAGCCCAGGAGAUAAUAUUCGAAUGGAAUUACCUAAACUUCAGUUGGCAAUCGGCAAAUGUCUACGAGCAGGCGGUCAGCGAUAAAUCAUACAUCCCCGAGAACAACAUAAUCUCGGGUAUCAAAGUGAACCGAGAUCGAGUUUACUUAACUCUGCCGCGUUGGAAAAAUGGCGUGCCGGCGACUCUGGUCUCGAUCGCACGUACGACAGAGCAGAAAACACCUCUGCUCGAGCCAUAUCCCAACUGGGACAUGCAGAAACUCGACGACUGCUCGGCGCUGCAGUACGUGCAGAGUAUGGAAAUCGAUCCGGCAAGUCGAAUGUGGAUACUGGAGAACGGACGGACCGAAUUUCUGAGCGACAAUCCCAGAAGCAAAUGUCCAGCCCGACUGAUCAUUCUCGAUCUCCUGAACGACGGCCAAGUGCUGCUGGACUAUCAGUUUCCCGCUGACGUGGCGAGGCGCGACUCGGUGAUCCUCGACGACAUUGUGCUGGAUCACGAGGACGGCGGCUGGGCUUACAUAACCGACUUCGACGCCGAAUAUCCGGGCAUCAUCGUGUUCUCGCUGCGGAACCGGACGUCCUGGAAAGUGACGCACCCGCGAUCGAUGAGAAGCAGCGACGAAGCGAGGGAGUUCCGCGUCGAAGGCACGACCUUCCAGCUGGACGGCGCGGUCGACGGCAUCGCGCUCUCGCCGGCGUCCGCCUCAGGCGAUCGCACGCUCUACUAUUCCCCGCUGUCGUCCUUUGAGCUGUUCUCGCUGCCCGUGAGCGCGCUGAGAAGCCGCCACCUCGCCGGCGAGAUCGACGAGUACGUCGAGACCGUCGGCAAGAAGUCGUCGCAGACCGACGGCAUGCAGAUCAGCGCGACCGGCGUCCUGUAUUACGGUCAGCUUGGCGAAAGCGCGGUCGAUCAGUACGACACUCUGGCGGCGCCGUCGAGCUUCGCGGACGAUCGGCGGGUCUUCUAUCGGAGCAGCGAGCUCAAUCAGUGGCCCGACUCGUUCUCCAUGUGCGACAAAGGUUGGCUUUGGUGGACGAGCAAUCGCAAGCAGAACUUCCUCGGCGGCAACGUCGACUUGGACUCGCCCAAUUACCGCGUGAUCGCCAAGGAAGCCUCCGGCAAGAGUUAUCAGUAUUUCGAGGAUGGCACUCAUCCGGAAUUGCCAACGAUCGCGGAUGAGUAAGGCUUUGUCCGUGUGUAAGCUGCCGAAUAAAGAACUUUCUGCGCGUCGAAUGUAACUCAUUGCCCGACCUCUGCGCGUGUAUGUUCAACUUCUUUAUU